AUGACGUCCCUUUCAAAAAAACAGCUCUUCAACCAAUUCCUUUCAUCUCUACUCAUCUUCCUCCUUGUGGCCAUCAUCCCUGAUUUGGUUUGUUCAUCCACUGCUUCCGUAACUUCUCCUUUUACUUACACUAACAGUAAGGUUAAGAUAACAGAGGAAAGAAAGGAAGCAAAGGCUCUUCUAAACUGGAAAAUUAGCCUUCACAUCAAAAGUCAGUCUCUCUUGUCCUCUUGGGUUGGAACCACUCCUUGCAAUUGGGUUGGAAUAAAUUGCGACAAGUCUGGAAGUGUCACCCAUCUACACCUUUCAGGUUAUGGUUUGAGAGGUACGCUUCACAAUCUCAGCUUUCAUUCCUUCCCCAAUCUACUAAAUCUUGACCUUUCUUACAACUCACUAUUUGGAACCAUCCCCUCAAAUAUUUCUCAGCUCUCUAAACUCUCUGUUCUUAACCUUACUGCUAAUCAAUUCAUCAAGAAGAUUCCAUCUGAAAUAGGCCAAUUGAAAAGCCUUCACAUCAUUGACCUUUCUAUGAACCAUAUGACUGGCCUUAUUCCUCAAGAAUUAGGAGAGUUAAGUUCUUUGAAUGAGCUUGAUUUAUCAUCAAAUCAUCUCACUGGUGUCAUCCCAACUUCUCUUAAAAACUUAAGCAAUCUAACCAUUCUAUAUCUUCAUGAGAAUCAGCUUUUAGGUUCCAUCCCUCAAGAAUUGGGAAUGCUAAGUUCUCUAAGUGACCUUGCGUUAUCAUCAAACAAUCUCACUGGUGUCAUCCCUGCUUCUUUUGGAAACUUAAGCAGCCUAACCACUCUAUAUCUUUAUGAAAACCAACUUUCUGGUUUCAUCCCUGCUUCUCUUGGAAAUUUAAGCAAUCUAACCACUCUAUAUCUUUCUGAGAACCAACUUUCAGGUUCCAUCCCUGCUUCUCUUGGAAACUUAAGCAAUCUAACCACUCUAUAUCUUUAUGAGAACCAACUUUCUGGUUCCAUCUCUCAAGAAUUAGGAAUGCUAAGUUAUUUGAGUGACCUUGGGUUAUCAGCAAACAAUCUCACAGGUGCAAUCCCAAUGUCAUUUGGAAACUUAAGCAAACUGAGUGUUCUAUAUCUUCAUAUGAACCAACUUUCAGGUUCCAUCCCUCGAGAAUUUGGAAUGGUAAGUUCUUUGAAGAUCUUAAGUUAUCAUUUAACAAUUUCAUUGUUCACUAAUAAGGUAAGCAAUCUCAUUUCUUUUGAACAGAACAAUCUUACUCAAUUGAAGAAGUUCGAUUUAUCUGAAAACCAAUUCACUGGUCACUUACCAGACAAUGUGUGCCUUGGUGGAUUGCUUGAGCACUUCGCUGUAGGAGAGAAUCAUUUUAUUGGUUCAAUACCAAAAUCCUUGAGAAAAUGCACCAGCCUAGUUAGAGCCCGACUUAAUAGAAAUCAGCUUACUGGAAAUCUAGGCGAAAGUUUUGGUGUAUACCCACAUUUAGAAUACAUGGAGUUGAGUAAUAACAAAUUUUAUGGUGAGCUUUCAAGGAAUUGGGGGAAAUGUCAAAAAUUGACAAGCCUAAAAGCCUCUAACAAUGAUAUUUCAGGUAGAAUAUCUCCUGAGCUUGGAGAUGCAACUCAAUUACAUGUGCUCGAUCUCUCAUCAAAUCAGCUAAGUGGGGAAAUCCCAAAGGAAUUAGGUAACUUGACGCUUUUGAUAGACCUUUAUCUAGAUAAUAAUAAACUUUCUGGACAUAUUCCUAACAAUUUUGGAAUGCUAUCAAAUCUGGAGCAACUUAAUCUUGCUAGAAAUAGUCUAAAUGGCCUAAUUCCCGAACUAGAGAAUUGUAAAAAAUUGUGGGUCUUGAAUUUGAGCAACAAUCACUUAAGCAAAUUUAUUCCACUUCAAAUUAGCAAUUUUCACUUUCUCCAAUAUCUUGAUCUUAGCCAAAAUUUAAUAGCGGGAGAGAUACCACAACAACUUGGAGAUUUGAAAACAUUAGAAAUUUUGAAUCUUUCUCACAAUGCACUCUUUGGCUCUAUUCCAUCUAGUUUUGUUCAAAUGAUAAGCUUAAUAUCCGUUGAUUUGUCCUACAAUCAACUGAGCGGUCCUAUUCCGAAUACUAAAGCAUUUCGUGAGGUAUCAAUAGAAGCAUUUAGAAAUAAUAAGGGAUUGUGUGGCAAUGCCACUGGUUUGAAGGCUUGCCCCUCUAAAAUUAGCCACAAUCCCCAUGCCAAAAGGGGGAAUAAAUUUACUAAACUGAUCUUAGCCGUUUUGGGGCUUGUCUUCCUCAUAUUUAUCAUUUCUGGAAUUAUGUUAUAUGUUUGCUCAAGAAAGAAAAAGACAAAAAACAAUCUAGGAGAAGCAGAACAUCAAAAUAUGUUUUUAGUAUGGAGCUAUGAUGGGAAAAUGGUUUAUGAAAAUAUUAUUGAGGCAACAAAGGAUUUUGAUGACAAACAUUGUAUUGGUGUUGGGGGGCAUGGAGUUGUUUAUAAAGCUGUGUUGCCAACGGGUCAAGUUGUUGCUAUAAAGAAAUUCCAUCCACUCUCAGCAGACAGUGUGGUCAAUCUUAAAGCUUUCACUAGUGAGAUAUGUAGUCUAACUGAAAUAAGACAUCGCAACAUUAUCAAACUUUAUGGCUUUUGCUCACAUCGACGGCAUUUGCUUUUAGUUUAUGAGUUCUUGGAAGGUGGGAGCUUGGAAAAGAUACUAAAUAAUGAUGAAUUAGCACCAGAAUUUGAUUGGGCUAAGAGGCUAAAUGUUGUAAAAGGUGUGGCAAGUGCUUUGUCUUAUAUGCAUCAUGACUGCUCUCAUCCAAUAAUUCACCGUGACAUAUCAAGCAAGAAUGUUCUACUAGAUUCUAAAUAUGAAGCUCAUCUCUCUGACUUUGGCACAACUAGGAUUAUGAGCUCUGACACUUCUUAUUGGACUUCUUUUGCUGGCACCAUUGGAUACACUGCUCCAGAAUGUGCAUACACAAUGGAAGUGAGUGAAAAGUGUGACGUUUAUAGCUUUGGUGUAGUCACAUUGGAAGUACUUAUGGGAAGGCAUCCGGGCAAUUUGAUCUCAUCAUUGCUAUCAUCAUCAUUUGCAUCAUCGUCCCAUGAUUUGCUACUAGAAGAUGUAUUGGAUGAACGUCUUGCGUAUCCUACAAAUCAAGAGUUGGAGAAGGUGGUUUUAGUGGCAAAGAUAGCGUUAACAUGCUUGCACACCAGUCCACAAUCUCGUCCAACCAUGCAACAAGUUUAUCAGAAGCUAUCAAAUUGGAAAUCUCCUUUCACAAAGCCGUUGUGCAUGAUCACGUUAAGAGAUCUCAUUGAUCUUGGCAAUCUCAAUUAA
This is a messenger RNA of Quercus lobata, 3303 nucleotides long. Its product is annotated as MDIS1-interacting receptor like kinase 2-like. NCBI's taxonomy places the organism in Eukaryota, Viridiplantae, Streptophyta, Magnoliopsida, Fagales, Fagaceae. Gene Ontology annotation, biological process: protein phosphorylation. The record is from RefSeq and is a predicted model, not a curated record. The transcript has 3 exons. Gene Ontology annotation, molecular function: protein kinase activity; ATP binding; protein binding. The coding region runs from base 1 to 3303 and encodes 1100 amino acids.